AUGCCGAGGGGAAAUGCCAAGGGGAGCCCGCCGCAGGCGCCCACUCGCCCUGGAGAGCCAGACUUCUCAGUUUGGGGACCUGAAGGGUAUUUACGAACAGACUUACAAGAGCCCUCCCACUUUGAUUCUCAACAGCCGGCUAUCUUAGAAGAAGAAGAAGUCAUGAUAGCUCAUGCUCAUCCACAAGAAGUCUACAAUGAAUAUGUACCCAGAGGGUGCAAGAACAAAUGCCAUUCACAUUUCCAUGAUACGCUCGGCCAGUCAGACGAUCUCAUCCACCAUCAUCAUGACUACCAUCAUAUUCUCCAUCACCACCACCACCAAAACCACCACCCUCACAGUCACAGUCAGCGCUACUCUCGGGAGGAGCUAAAAGAUGCUGGCAUUGCCACAUUGGCCUGGAUGGUGAUAAUGGGUGAUGGCCUGCAUAAUUUCAGCGAUGGCCUAGCAAUUGGUGCUGCUUUUACUGAAGGUUUAUCAAGUGGUUUAAGUACUUCUGUUGCUGUGUUUUGUCACGAGUUGCCUCAUGAAUUAGGUGACUUUGCCGUUUUACUAAAGGCUGGCAUGACUGUUAAACAGGCUGUCCUUUAUAAUGCUUUGUCAGCCAUGCUGGCAUAUCUAGGAAUGGCAACAGGCAUCUUCAUUGGUCAUUAUGCUGAAAAUGUUUCCAUGUGGAUAUUUGCACUUACUGCUGGCUUAUUCAUGUAUGUUGCUCUGGUUGAUAUGGUACCUGAAAUGCUGCACAAUGAUGCUAGUGACCAUGGAUGUAGCCGCUGGGGAUAUUUCUUUUUACAGAAUGCUGGGAUACUUUUGGGUUUUGGAAUUAUGUUACUUAUUUCCGUAUUUGAACAUAAAAUUGUGUUUCGUAUAAAUUUCUAGUUAGGGUAUAAAUGCUAGAGUAGCUUAAAAAAUUGUUGUCAUAGUUUCAGUAGGUCAUAGGGAGAUGAGUUUGUAUGCUGUGAUAUGCAGCAUUUAAAGUUAGUGGAUUUUGUGAUUUUUGUAUUGAAUAUUGCCAUCUGUUAUAAAGUCAAUUGUGGUAACAUAAAGGUACGUUUUAAUAUUUAAGUUAUUGUAUUUUGGAAAUAUAAGCUAUAUGUGCAAUUCACCAUUACCAAUCUGUUGUAUAAACAAGGGAUUUGGCAUGACAUGUUCUGUAUAUUUCAGGAAAAAUGUCCUUAAAACCUUUUCUGGAACUAAUUUAACACAGUAAUUCUCAUGCUAGACUUUAGGCUGCUGAAGAACUGCUGGUGUUUAGGAGUAAGAAUGUGCAUGAAGCCUAAGAUACCAAUAAAGCUUGUACUGAAUUUAAGCUAAGAAAUAAGGAAGAAAACAGAAGAAUCUGAGCAUUGAGGAGAUAGAGAUUUCUUAUAAAAUCACAAAGUUUGUUAUAAAUUAGAGGAGGGAAAUUUAGAUUUAAAUUUAAAAAGGCAGAUUUAGUAUAGAGUACAUUCAGAAACAUUUCUUGUCAGAGUAUUAAUGUUCUUGUAAAAACACAGCACUUGUCAUAUACUAAUUUAGUUGUACAUUUAGCUUUGUAUAAUACAUAAGUCUAAAUAUAUUUAAUGAAUUCAAACAAUAUAUCACUUGACCAAGAAAUUGGAAUUUUUAAAUAUUUGUGCGGAGAUACACCAGA
This is a messenger RNA of Propithecus coquereli (Coquerel's sifaka), 1633 nucleotides long. It is a transcript of the gene SLC39A6, whose product is annotated as solute carrier family 39 (zinc transporter), member 6. The record is from RefSeq and is a predicted model, not a curated record. Gene Ontology annotation, molecular function: zinc ion transmembrane transporter activity. The coding region runs from base 1 to 879 and encodes 292 amino acids. Lineage: Eukaryota; Metazoa; Chordata; Mammalia; Primates; Indriidae. The transcript is spliced from 5 exons. Gene Ontology annotation, biological process: zinc ion import across plasma membrane; intracellular zinc ion homeostasis. Gene Ontology annotation, cellular component: membrane.